GCGAGCGUCAAGGUCAGGUCCUGUGAAGGUUGACCUCCAUUCCUCUCUGCGCCCCCGACAGCCUCGCAGCCGGCAGACAGACGAGCGCCAUACAUCGCAGCGCGCAGCCUACCCCUUCAGCGCACCGCGUCCCCUCACCUGUGACUCGAUCAGCUGCUGCUCGCACCCUCCUUCCCCGCCAAGCAAGAAUCUCCGCCUAGGACCGUUAUAGGCUCGAGUGUGUCAGUGAACUGCAGGCGACCGAGUAACGGCUCAACCACACGCGCAUUACAGCCUACUACACCCGGCUGCUCACAUAAAUAACCCGUAUCCCCAACCUGCGACAACUUUCACCUUCCCCCCUCUCUAUAACACUCACCUUGAACUUCUCUCCGACGCACCACUCAUCAUGACGACCUACUCGCCGGAAACCUUCAAGCCGCUGCUGAAGAAGCUCGUGCAAAAGCCCGAGUACUUCUCCCCCGAGGACCUGCGGGCAACGCUCGAGCAUGUCUUUACGCCAGGCGCCGUCUCCGACGCGCAGCUAGGCGCCUUCAUGACCGCCCUCCACAUCCAGCGCGUCGAGCGUCGGCCGGAGAUGCUCAUGACCGCGGCCGCUUUACUCCGAGAGCGCGCGCUCAAGGCAAACGUCCUCGACCGCGAGGGCGACUACAUUGUCGACAUUGUUGGCACGGGAGGUGACGGCUACUCCCUGUUCAACGUCAGUACCACGGCCGCUAUCGUCGCCGCCGGCGCGGGUGCGCGAGUCAUCAAGCAUGGCUCCCGCGCCAGCACCUCGGCGUCUGGCUCGGCAGAUCUCCUGCAGUCCCUCGACUGCCUCUUCCCCGCGCCUUCCCCCGACAUCGCGAACCCCAUCCCCAAGAUCCCCUUUACCUUCAUCCUCGCGCCCCACUACCACCCCACUCUCGCCGCCAUCGCGCCCUACCGCAAGGCGCUUCCCUUCCGCACCAUGUUCAACGUCCUCGGGCCGCUUCUCAACCCCGCGAAGCCGAGUGGGAUGGUCCUCGGCGUCGCCGAGAAGGAAAUCGGCGAGACGUUCGCGCACUCGAUCAAGGACGCCGGCGCGACGCGCGCGAUGGUCGUGUGCGGGUACGAGGGGCUCGACGAGAUCAGCUGCGCGGGGCCGACGCACGUGUGGUCGUUCGACGAGGAGAACGAGGAGGUCGUGGAGAGCACGAUUAGCCCGGCGGAUUUUGGCGUGAAGGCGCACCCGCUCGCGGACGUCGGCGGCUCGAGCGCGCAGGAGAACGCGAAGACGUUCGUGCGGCUGCUGCAGCGGAACGGCGAGCCGGUGGAGGAGGACUUGAUCCCUGUGCUGGACUUCGUCAUCAUUAACGCGGGUGCGCUGCUCAAGAUUUCCGGGCUGGCGAAGACGUACAAGGAGGGCGCGGACAUGGCGAGGGAAAGCGUGCUGAGCGGCAAGGCGUGGUCCGCGCUGGUGGAGUUCCGUGAGCAGGGCAGGCAAGCACACAUUCAGUCUUAGAUUAUCUAGCUUAUUUAUUCGCACAUUGUAAUCCUAUCUUGCAUUUCCUUGCUCUCUCCCUCA
This is a messenger RNA of Schizophyllum commune H4-8, 1546 nucleotides long. RefSeq names its product anthranilate phosphoribosyltransferase. Gene Ontology annotation, molecular function: anthranilate phosphoribosyltransferase activity. NCBI's taxonomy places the organism in Eukaryota, Fungi, Basidiomycota, Agaricomycetes, Agaricales, Schizophyllaceae. The record is from RefSeq and is a predicted model, not a curated record. Gene Ontology annotation, cellular component: cytosol. The coding region runs from base 389 to 1483 and encodes 364 amino acids. The transcript has 3 exons. Gene Ontology annotation, biological process: L-tryptophan biosynthetic process.